CGCCCCCUCUAACAUGGCAGCACCGGGCAGCGGCGGCGGCCGGGCCUGCUUCGUGCUGGGCGCCUCGGGGGAGACGGGCCGGGCGCUGCUGCGGGAGCUGCUGGCCCGGCGGCUCUUCGCGCGGGUGACGCUGAUCGGGCGGCGCCGGCUGGACCUGGGCGAGGAGACGGAGGCGGCCGUGGAGCAGAAGGUGGUGGACUUCGAGCGGCUGAGCGAGCACGCUGCUGCCUUCCAGGGUCACGACGUCGGCUUCUGCUGCCUGGGCACCACCAGGGCUAAGGCCGGUGCGGACGGCUUCGUCCGUGUGGACCGGGACUACGUGGCGCAGGCAGCAGAGCUGGCGCGGGCAGGGGGCUGCAAACACUUUGUCCUGCAGUCCUCCCGAGGGGCUGACCCUCACAGCCACUUCCUCUACUUCCGCGUGAAGGGAGAAGUGGAGAACCUGGUCCAGGCUGUUGGUUUUGAUCGCUGUACCAUUCUCCGGCCAGCGGUGCUGCUGUGCAAGCGCCAGGAGUCGCGCCCCGGCGAGUGGGUGGCCCAGCAGUUUCUGGGCGUUGUGGCUCGGGUCUUCCCCACCGCUUACUCUGUGCCUGUGGAAUCAGUGGCCAGGGCUAUGGUGGCCAGUGUGCUGCAGCCAGCUGAGGGGAAGGUGGAGGUGCUGGAGAAUGGGACCAUCCACAAGCUGGGAAAGGCAGUGCCACAGCAGGGCACAUAGAGCAAAAGGGAAGGGCAGGAAAGAGCUUGAUUCAGCUCACAUGCUCUUGAGUUCAGAUGCUCUUCUGGGCCAAGGAUGAAUGCAUGUGUGGGCAAGAAGUGGGGUGCUUGCAUGGCCAAUGUGCAGGUAGAGGUGCACUUCUUUGCAUGGCUGCUGAUUCUGUGAAGUGAUAAAAAAAUGCAGGUGCUGGCUGGUGGGUAAGGACAAACAAUGUGCUCUGCUGCCUGGAACCAGCAUGGAAAUCAAAGUGCAAAUGGUAUAAGCCAGGGAAUUCAGGCCUUGAAUAAAAUCCUAUGACUGGUC
This is a messenger RNA of Apus apus (common swift), 1018 nucleotides long. It is a transcript of the gene HTATIP2, whose product is annotated as HIV-1 Tat interactive protein 2. Gene Ontology annotation, biological process: import into nucleus. Bases 14 to 715 code for a protein of 233 amino acids. Gene Ontology annotation, cellular component: cytoplasm. NCBI's taxonomy places the organism in Eukaryota, Metazoa, Chordata, Aves, Apodiformes, Apodidae. The record is from RefSeq and is a predicted model, not a curated record. The transcript is spliced from 5 exons.